Molecule: messenger RNA, 1389 nt
Organism: Peromyscus californicus insignis
Lineage: Eukaryota; Metazoa; Chordata; Mammalia; Rodentia; Cricetidae
Product: proline-rich protein HaeIII subfamily 1-like
Exons: 3
Coding region: 88-489 (133 amino acids)
Source: RefSeq, a predicted model, not a curated record
CGAGCGAAGGCGAGCGCGGGACGACUCCGGAGGCGCCAAGCCGACGGCCGCCGCUUUGUCUCCCGCCCGUCCGGCUCCCAGGAGGAAAUGGGCCGCCCGGCGCCCCCGCCCCCGGCCCGCCCCUCGCCGCGCCCGCCCUUCCCGGCACCUCCCUCGGCGCGCUCUUCCCGGCGCCUCCCGCGGCCUCCACCCCGGCGCGUCCCGGCCUGCCGCGGCCGGCGCUCUCCCCGGGAGAGCCUCCCGCCCCGAAGGGGGUGCCUGGCCGCUCCACGCCGGGACCCCCAGGAGUCCUCUCCGUGUGGCCUCCCGGCGCGCCGUCCGGACCCCCGACGGGAAGGAGGGGCGGCGACUCCGGGAAGAGCCCGCGGGCGGGGAGGGCGGGCGAAGGAGGGCAGAUUCCUUCCUGUUGCCUGGGGAUCAAGAUGUAGAACUCUCAGCUCCUUCUCCAGCACCAUGUCUGCCCGAAUGCUGCCAUGCUUCACACCAUGAUGAUAAUGGACUGAACCUCUGAACUACAGCCUUAAGUAAGGAAGAAAGGCAGACCCUGAAGGCAUGCAACCAUGAUGGAAUCCUGGACUGAGUAAACAGACGAAAAGGAAAAUACACCAGCAUUCACCAGUCUCUGCGUCCUGAAUGCAGACAUGGAGUAACUUGCCAGCCUCAUGACCCUGCCGCCAAGCCUUUCCCGCCGCCGCGAUGGACUGGAUUCCCUGAAGUCAGCUGCCAAAACAAGCCUUCCCUUCCCUAGGUUGACUUUGUCAUGUAUGGUCACCAUGGCAGCAAGGAAAUUCACUCGUGCUCCCUCCUGACGUCUCCCGCUACACAGCAGCCACAGCCGCCCUAUGAAGAUGAGAGUCACGGUGUCUCUUCCAGCAGUAACCCUGCACUAGCACCUUGCUCACUCAGAGAAUGGACAUUCUUCGGACAUUCUCUUGCCCCCUUUCACCUCUCCCUCACAUUCACCUCUCCCUCCAGCUCAUUCAGCGCCAGCCAGCUGGCCUCCUCCAUCCACACACUCCCACAAUGCCACGCUACCCUUCCCCCUCAGCAUUCCUCGGCUGGGAGCACUGCCCCGUCCUGUGGCUCACUCCUCUUUUCCAGGUCCUGACUUCCUGGUCACCUUCUCAUCAAGGUCUUCUUCCCUGAUACCCUUUUUAAAGCCACGGACGCCUCCGCCCCACACACUCCCAUCCUCUUUCCCUGUGUUAUUACCCUCCGCUGCUCUUACUGCCUCUAACUUACUGCAUAUUUUACUCAUCUGUCUUGUUUAUUGCCUGUCUCUCCCCCAACAAAGUAAAGCUGUGGGAGAGCGGGGAGUGUGUCGGUUUUGUUCAUGGCUGCAUCCUUAGUCUCUUGAAGAAUGAUUGACAAAUUAAACGCUUCAAAGUA